Messenger RNA from Aphis gossypii (cotton aphid), 1506 nucleotides. RefSeq names its product piggyBac transposable element-derived protein 4-like. The coding region runs from base 3 to 767 and encodes 254 amino acids. The transcript is spliced from 2 exons. The record is from RefSeq and is a predicted model, not a curated record. Lineage: Eukaryota; Metazoa; Arthropoda; Insecta; Hemiptera; Aphididae.
UGAUGGCUAGAAACAAAAAAUUACAAAUAAGUGAAUAUUGGUCAACUAAUGACUUAUUACAUCAAGAUAUUUUUGGCAAAUGUAUGAGUAGGGACAGAUAUUUACUUCUUUUGCGUUGUAUUCACUUCUGCGACAAUACUCAACAAAUCAAAGGAGAUAGGUUCUACAAAAUUCAAAUGGUUUUGACUGAAGUAAGAAAAAACUUCAAAGAUGCUAUGAUUCCUUUUUCAAAUCUGGCAAUUGAUGAGAGUUUACUUUUGUGGAAAGGGCGUUUAUCUAUUAAACAGUAUAUUAAAAGUAAAAGACAUAGAUUUGGUAUCAAGCUCUAUAUUAUAUGUGACUGUGAAACUGAUUUCAUUCUGAACUUCAUUGUGUAUACAGGAGCUACUGAACACAAAGAUCCACUAGAAGACAUACUUGGGAAAUCUGGUGUAAUUGUCAAAGAUCUCAUGAAGCCAUACUUAAACAAAGGUUAUUCAUUAUUUACUGACAAUUUUUAUACCUCACCUCAAUUAUCUAUGUAUUUACAUAAAAAAAAAACCAACACAUGUGGUACUGUGAGAAAAAAUCGAAAACUCAUGCCAAUUAUUGAAGGAAAGCUGAAAUUAGGUGAACGAGAAGCUCGGUGCACUGACAAACUUUUAGCGAUUCAUUGGAAGGACCGUCGUGAUGUAUAUAUGUUAACAUCUAUGAAUACAAAUGAAAUGGUUGAUACAAAAAAGAUAGAUAGAAAAACAGGAAAAAAUAUCUCAAGCCACAAAGUGUAGUUAGUUAUAACAAGAAUAUGGGUGCAAUAGAUAAGACUGACAUGUUGUUAAGUUCUACCGAAUGUGUUAGACGUACAUUAAAAUGGUAAACAUGUUUCAUUAGCAAACUUCCAACUAACUUUGGUGAAUGAAAUAUUACAAAAAUACAAAACAAAUAUCAAAACCAGUCCAAGUAAAGGGAAAAAAAGGAAUACAUCAUUUAUGUCAAACGACCGUUUAAAUGAUAGACAUUUUCCAGACUUAAUCGUGCAAACAUCAACUAAAAAACAAAGAAGAAAAUGCUUUGUUUGCAGUCAUAAAACUGAGGGGAAAAAAAGAACUGAUACAUUAUACCAAUGCAAUGAGUGUGAUGUAGGUUUAUGUGUUGCACCAUGCUUUAAAACCUACCAUACACAACAAAAGUUUUAAUAUUAUAUAAGACACAUGUGAAAACAAAAAAUAUUAUAAUAUGUAUAAUAAAAGUUAUGUUAUGUUAUAUAUUUGUUUUUUUUUUUGUAGUUUUUUCAAUCGUUAAAUUGUAUUGAUUUUUGUUUAUUUAUACAUAAUAUUAGUCAUUCACUGUAUCAUCGUAUAGUUUUCGCACAUUUUUGGAACCACCGGUCAUGAAUAAGAAAUCCAUCUAUAACUUGCUAAGUUUUCAUUAGAAAUUUUUUUUUUUUAAUUUUUUUAAAUUCAGAGUGUAUAGAUCUAUCAAUAUUAGGUGAUAAAAUAAUUAAAAUAAUUUAUAAAAUAUGGUCAG